This is a messenger RNA of Nematolebias whitei (Rio pearlfish), 1191 nucleotides long. RefSeq names its product kelch domain-containing protein 1. The record is from RefSeq and is a predicted model, not a curated record. NCBI's taxonomy places the organism in Eukaryota, Metazoa, Chordata, Actinopteri, Cyprinodontiformes, Rivulidae. The transcript has 13 exons. Bases 1 to 1113 code for a protein of 370 amino acids. Gene Ontology annotation, molecular function: protein binding.
AUGAACAGCUUUCAGUGUAAAAGGAAAUCAUCUUCGGUUGGUGAUGACGAGGUUUUCCUUCCCAGUGAUGAAAUCUGGACCUUCGACUUGGAAACAGGUGAAUGGGAGGUGUUUCACAUGACGGGUCAAGUCCCUCCCUCCAUGUCUGGAAGCUGCGGCUGCACGCUGAAUGGAAACUUGUACAUAUUUGGAGGAUGUGACGACAACGGACAGACUAAUCAGAUGUACUGCGUUGACCUGACAGACGGUAAAUACAUGUGGAAGAAAAUAUUGCAAGAGUUUGGCUCUGCUCCGUCACCUCGAGACAAGCUGUCCUGCUGGGUUUACAACGGACAGCUGAUCUACUUUGGAGGAUAUGGCCACAAAGUACUGAGCGAUAUAAACAGCAGGGACAGAAGCUUCAUCCUUGAUGAAACAUCUUGGGUGGAAGGUGUGUUUUGGGGCUGGAAUAAUGAAGUUCAUAUAUUUGACCCCUUUCAAGUCAGUUGGAGUGAACCACAAACUCACGGUCGUCCUCCUGCUCCAAGGGCAGCACACGCCGGCGCCACACUUGGAUGCAAAGGAUACAUUUGUGGAGGCAGAGUGAUGGAAACAAGGACGAGCGACAUUCACUGUCUGGACCUCCAGUCUUGGACGUGGUCAGAAAUAAGUCCAUUGUCUGCCGUUCCAGUGGGCAGAUCGUGGCAUACGCUCACAGCUGUGUCAGACACCACCAUGUUCCUGUUUGGUGGUCUCAGUGUAAACUGUAAACCAAUGAGUGAAGGCUGGUUGUUUGACACUGAAACAAAGAAGUGGAGAGAGUUGGAGCAUCCCUUUAAGCACAAGCCGAGGUUGUGGCACACAGCGUGUGCGAGCAAAGACUCGGAUGUGAUUGUGUUUGGUGGAAGUUGUGACUACAUCCUUCUCGUUGACACUGGUCACUGCAAUGAAGAACUUGUUUUCCAGACACAACCGUAUCCUCUGUUUAGGAUUUGUGAGGAUUACGUUGCAAAGAAUGUGAGAAACUCAGAGAUGCUCAGAAAUCAGCUUCCUCUUCUACCUCCCAAACUUCUGAAAGCUGUCCAGAGGCGAACAUGUUUCUACCGACCUUCAAAGAAGCAAAGCAUCAGUUGAACAUCUACAAUGAAACAAAGAAGUGCCAUAUUUUACUUUUCUAACCAGGGUUUAACCAUUUUAAUUUGUAAUAUACAC